Messenger RNA from Anopheles aquasalis, 1381 nucleotides. Its product is annotated as endochitinase. Gene Ontology annotation, molecular function: chitinase activity; chitin binding. Gene Ontology annotation, cellular component: extracellular region. NCBI's taxonomy places the organism in Eukaryota, Metazoa, Arthropoda, Insecta, Diptera, Culicidae. The record is from RefSeq and is a predicted model, not a curated record. Gene Ontology annotation, biological process: carbohydrate metabolic process; chitin catabolic process.
GAUCAGUGGGGUGUUUUAGGAGCAGAAGGAGUCAUUUCCAAGAUGUUUAGUGCCGGGCACCUCUACCUGGCGGUGUUCCUGUUGGCACCGCUAAGCCUGUGUUUCGCGCAGGAUACGCGACUGGUUUGUUACUUUACCAACUGGUCACCGGAUCGGGCGGGAGAGUAUUCGUUCCAAAUCAGCGACAUUCCGGUCGAUUUGUGUACCCACGUGACCUACAAUUUCGCUGCCGUCGAUUCGGAGAGCUUCGAGAUCAAGUCAACGAACCCCAACUUUGACAUUGCGCAGGAAGGAUUUAAGAAGUUUGCCGAGUUGAAGGAAUCGAACCCGGACCUGAAGCUCUCGGUGGCCGUCGGUGGAUGGGCGCACGGAGGUGAUGCAUUCCAUAAGAUGGUGUCCUCGUUGGAUGCCCGGCAAACCUUCAUCACCAGCGCGAUACGGUUCAUGGAGCGGCACGGCUUCGAUGGCAUUGAGAUCGUUUGGGUGUGGCCGGGAAGCCCAGAGCGCGGUGGCACUCCAAGUGAUAAGGAUAACUUUUAUCUGCUUGUGAACGAGAUGAAACGUGAAUUCCGCAGCGCUGGCCAUGGUUCGUGGGAAGUAGCGGUACAGGUACCGGUGGAUCGUUACCGAAUCAAUCUGGGCUACCAUCAAAGUCGCCUGUGCGAGGCUGCUGAUUUUGUACACAUCACCGGAUACGAUCUGCGUGGAUCGUGGAAUGGUUUCACCGAUGUGCACAGUGCCAUGGACAAUCGACCACACGACAAGGACAAUUUGAAGGACUACACCGUGAAGGGAGGUGUUCAGGAUUGGUUAAGCAACGGUUGUCCGGCGAGCAAGAUCGUCCUGGGUGUCCCACUGUUUGGCCGAACGUACACACUGGCGGACAGUGGAUCGCAUGGCCUAGCUGCACGCUCCAGCGGCCCCGGAACCCCUGGCCCUUACACGCGUGAUCCCGGAUACAGGGCUUACUUUGAAAUUUGUGAAGAAAUGAAACAAUCUACGUGGACCGUUGAGUGGGACGAGCAGGGCAAGUGUCCGUACGCGUUCGUGGGCAAUCAGUGGGUCGGAUACGAGAACAUCAAUUCGUUGGAUGAAAAGGUCGAGUUCGCGCAGUCCGAACGGUUGGCUGGAAUUUUCGCAUUUUCGCUAGAUUUGGAUGAUUACAGAGGAAAGUGUGGAGUAGCUUAUCCGCUGAUGAAGAAUAUCUUCCAAGUGUACCGGCCGGUUCGUGCACCGCUGUUCUCGGACGAUGACCCCGCUGAUUUCCCCGUCGUACGUGCCAAGUGAAAACUAUACGCCCGUUGUCAGGUUUUGAUGUUUAACGAACAGGGAAUGCGCUUCCCGAGCAUCACUUUCUAAUAAAAUGUUGCAGAUCUUUUCA